Messenger RNA from Cynocephalus volans (Philippine flying lemur), 5673 nucleotides. RefSeq names its product bone morphogenetic protein receptor type 2 (gene BMPR2). The record is from RefSeq and is a predicted model, not a curated record. Gene Ontology annotation, cellular component: signaling receptor complex; plasma membrane. Gene Ontology annotation, molecular function: transforming growth factor beta receptor activity; ATP binding. The transcript is spliced from 13 exons. The coding region runs from base 1168 to 4281 and encodes 1037 amino acids. Gene Ontology annotation, biological process: cellular response to growth factor stimulus; BMP signaling pathway; blood vessel development. NCBI's taxonomy places the organism in Eukaryota, Metazoa, Chordata, Mammalia, Dermoptera, Cynocephalidae.
GGAGGCGGGGCGACUCCGGUGACCGGGAGCGCCGCAGACUGGCAGCUGCGGCGACUCCCCUCUUUGUGUCUGGUCUGUUCGGAGCCGCUGGAAGUGCUUCCCGGAGGGGCGCAGGGUGUCUCACUGCCUACCCCCUUCCGAGCCACCUACAUCCGCCCUCCCGCCGCCCCCCGCCCUCGGCCCGCGACGCCCGGGCUCCGCCCGGAGCCCAGAGCUGCGGGAGAACGGGGCGGCGGCGGCGGCGGCGGCUUCCUCCGGGGCUUGUGAUUCGCUCACAGGAGCCAUUCACGGGAGAAGACGAGGCUUUCAUGGUGGAAUUUACCUCAGGCAAGAUCGAGCGGCAGGAAUAAAAGAGAGCGAGAAAGAGGAGCGCGCCCGUGAGGGCUGGAAGGGAUAGCCUCCCGAGCCUCCCCUCCGCCUGCUGUCGCGGGGAGCUCCGGGCCCUGCCUGCCGACUCCUCCCCUCCCCCGCUGCCCGCCGCCCCUCAGCCCUCUCCCGGGUCUGCCGACCCUCGCACGAUUAUUCCGUGAGGGCUGUAGGCUUGUCCAUGGAGGCAGGCACCGUUUUCGAUCCAGUCGAGGAAGAGGAUUUGUUCUCGAAACCCGAGUGAAGGAGGCACCGAAGCGAAACUUUAAAAGGAUUCCUGCCCUCCGGAGCCCCGGGCGAUGCGACUCGGGCCUCCGGGAACCGCCGCCGCCGCCCACCCGGCUUCGUCCUUCCCGGCGGUCGGGAACUUGUUCUGAUCCUCGCCCCCCCACCCCGGUCGACUCCCCGCCCUCCACCCGUCUGCACCCCGGCUAUGUUUUCUCCCAGACCUGGAUAUUUUUUUGAUAUCGUGAAACUACGAGGGAAAUAACUGCGGCGGUUUCUUCUUGGCUCCCUGCUCUCCCCCACGAACAUGCCUUCAGUUUGGGGGGCUAAGGCACCCUGUCCUCGGCGAAGGAAUCCCCCCAGCCGCGAAGGAGAGAAAUGAAGGGAAUUUCUGCAGCGGAAUGAAAGCUCUGCAGCUAGGUCCUCUCAUCUGCCAUUUGUCCUUUCAAACUGCGUUGUAAUACGGGCAGGAUAAGUCCGGCGAGAGAGAAGACAAACCUCCUGGCCGUGUUUCUCCGCCAGUAUUUACUUUCCAUAUUUCUUUUCUUUGCCUCCUGCUUCUUGGCUGACCCAGGGAUGAAUUCCUCGCCGCGGCGGCCCUGGCGGAUGCCCUGGCUACUGUGGGCCGGUCUGCUGGUCAGCACUGCAGCCGCUUCCCAAAAUCAAGAACGGCUAUGUGCGUUUAAAGAUCCCUAUCAGCAAGACCUUGGGAUAGGUGAGAGUCGAAUCUCUCAUGAAAAUGGGACAAUAUUAUGCUCAAAAGGUAGCACCUGCUAUGGUCUUUGGGAGAAAUCAAAAGGAGACAUAAAUCUCGUAAAACAAGGAUGUUGGUCUCACAUUGGAGAUCCCCAAGAGUGUCAUUAUGAAGAAUGUGUAGUAACUACCACCCCUCCCUCAAUUCAGAAUGGAACAUACCGUUUCUGCUGCUGUAGCACAGAUUUAUGUAAUGUCAACUUUACUGAGAAUUUUCCACCUCCUGACACAACACCACUCAGUCCACCUCAUUCCUUUAACCGAGAUGAGACUAUAAUCAUUGCUUUGGCAUCAGUCUCUGUAUUAGCUGUUUUGAUAGUUGCCUUAUGCUUUGGAUACAGAAUGUUGACAGGAGACCGUAAACAAGGUCUUCACAGUAUGAACAUGAUGGAGGCAGCAGCAUCAGAGCCCUCUCUUGACCUAGAUAAUCUGAAACUGUUGGAGCUGAUUGGCCGGGGUCGAUAUGGAGCAGUAUAUAAAGGUUCCUUGGAUGAACGUCCAGUUGCUGUAAAAGUGUUUUCAUUUGCAAACCGUCAAAAUUUUAUUAACGAGAAGAACAUUUACAGAGUGCCUUUGAUGGAACAUGACAAUAUUGCUCGCUUUAUAGUUGGAGAUGAGAGAGUCACUGCAGAUGGACGCAUGGAGUAUUUGCUUGUGAUGGAGUAUUAUCCCAAUGGAUCUCUAUGCAAGUAUUUGAGUCUCCAUACAAGUGACUGGGUAAGCUCUUGCCGUCUGGCUCAUUCUGUGACUAGAGGACUGGCUUUUCUUCACACAGAAUUACCACGGGGAGAUCAUUAUAAACCUGCAAUUUCCCAUCGAGAUUUAAACAGCAGAAAUGUCCUGGUGAAAAAUGAUGGAACCUGUGUUAUCAGUGACUUUGGCUUGUCCAUGAGGCUGACUGGAAAUAGACUGGUGCGCCCAGGGGAAGAAGAUAAUGCAGCUAUAAGUGAGGUUGGCACAAUCAGAUAUAUGGCACCAGAAGUGCUAGAAGGAGCUGUGAACCUGAGGGACUGUGAAUCAGCUUUGAAACAAGUAGACAUGUACGCACUUGGACUAAUCUAUUGGGAGAUAUUUAUGAGAUGUACAGACCUCUUCCCAGGUGAAUCAGUACCAGAAUAUCAGAUGGCUUUUCAGACAGAAGUUGGAAACCAUCCCACUUUUGAGGAUAUGCAGGUUCUUGUGUCUAGGGAAAAACAGAGACCCAAGUUCCCAGAAGCCUGGAAAGAAAAUAGCCUGGCAGUGAGGUCACUCAAGGAGACAAUCGAAGACUGUUGGGACCAGGAUGCAGAGGCUAGGCUUACUGCACAGUGUGCUGAGGAGAGGAUGGCUGAACUUAUGAUGAUAUGGGAAAGAAACAAAUCUGUGAGCCCAACAGUCAAUCCUAUGUCUACUGCUAUGCAGAAUGAGCGCAACCUGUCACAUAACAGGCGUGUGCCAAAAAUUGGCCCUUAUCCAGAUUAUUCUUCUUCCUCAUACAUUGAAGACUCUAUUCAUCACACUGACAGCAUUGUGAAAAAUAUUUCCUCUGAGCAUUCGAUGUCCAGCACACCUUUGACUGUAGGGGAAAAGAACCGAAACUCAAUUAAUUAUGAACGACAGCAAGCACAAGCUCGAAUCCCCAGCCCUGAAACAAGUGUCACCAGCCUGUCCACCAACACAACCACCACAAACACCACAGGCCUCACUCCAAGUACUGGCAUGACCACUAUAUCUGAGAUGCCAUACCCAGAUGAAACAAAUCUGCAUGCCACAAAUGUUGCACAGUCAAUUGGGCCAACCCCUGUCUGCUUACAGCUGACAGAAGAAGACUUGGAGACCAACAAGCUAGACCCAAAAGAAGUUGAUAAGAACCUCAAGGAGAGCUCUGAUGAGAAUCUCAUGGAGCAUUCUCUUAAACAAUUCAGUGGGCCAGACCCAUUGAGCAGUACCAGUUCUAGCUUGCUUUACCCACUCAUAAAGCUUGCAGCAGAAGUGACUGGACAGCAGGACUUCACACAGGCUGCAAAUGGUCAAGCAUGUUUAAUUCCUGAUGUUCCACCUGCUCAGAUCUAUCCUCUCCCCAAGCAACAGAACCUUCCUAAGAGACCUACCAGUUUGCCUUUGAACACCAAAAAUUCAACAAAGGAGCCCCGGAUAAAAUUUGGCAGCAAGCACAAAUCAAACUUGAAACAAGUAGAAACUGGAGUUGCCAAGAUGAACACAAUCAAUGCAGCAGAACCUCAUGUGGUGACAGUCACCAUGAACGGUGUGGCAGGUAGAAACCACAAUGUUAAUUCCCAUGCUGCCACAGCCCAGUAUGCCAAUGGGGCAGUACCAUCUGGCCAGACAGUCAACAUAGUGGCACAUAGGGCCCAAGAAAUGCUGCAGAAUCAAUUUAUUGGUGAGGACACCCGAUUGAAUAUUAAUUCCAGUCCUGAUGAGCAUGAACCUUUACUGAGACGAGAGCAACAGGCUGGCCAUGAUGAAGGUGUUCUGGAUCGUCUCGUGGACAGAAGGGAACGGCCACUAGAAGGUGGCCGAACUAACUCCAAUAACAACAAUAGCAAUCCAUGUUCAGAACAAGAUGUUCUUACACAGGGUGUUCCAAGCACAGUAGCAGAUCCUGGGCCAUCAAAGCCCAGAAGAGCACAGAGGCCUAAUUCUCUGGAUCUUUCAGCCACAAACAUCCUAGACGGCAGCACUAUGCAGAGUGAGUCAACACAAGAAGGUAAAUCAGGAUCAGGUGAAAAGAUCAAGAAACGUGUGAAAACUCCCUAUUCUCUUAAACGGUGGCGCCCCUCUACAUGGGUCAUCUCCACUGAACCACUGGACUGUGAGGUCAAUAAUAAUGGCAGUGACAGGGCAGUUCAUUCCAAAUCCAGCACUGCUGUUUAUCUUGCAGAAGGAGGCACUGCCACAACCAUGGUGUCUAAAGAUAUAGGAAUGAACUGUCUGUGAAAUGUUUUCAAGCCUACGGAGUGAAAUUAUUUUUUGCAUCCUUUAAACAUGCAGAAGACAUUUUUUUAAAAAACUGCUUUAUCCUUCUGUCAGCACCCCCUCCCACCCCUGCAACAAGGACUUGCUUUAAAUAGAUUUCAGCUAUGCAGAAAAAUUUAGCUUAUGCUUCCAUAUUUUUAAUUUUUUUUUUACGUUUUGCACUUUUGUUUAGUCUCGUUAUAGUUAUAUUUGUCUGUUAUGACCACAAAAUUAUAUGUGUGUGUAUCAAAAGUGGUCUCAAAAUAUUUUUUUAAGAAAAAAAAGCAAAAACAAUGUAUUGCUGAUAAUCAGUUUGGACCAGUUUCUAAAGGUCAUUAAAACAAAAACAAAUUAUGACAGGUUUGACUGCAGUGAUGUCUGGUAUCCAUGUUUUAUUUCUGGGCACAAGCUAGUUUAUAUGUUGAUCAUGUUCCUGAACAUAUUAGCUUUUGGAUAUUCUUUUCUCUUGUGUUGUGUUUGAAUGUGCAAUAGUCUGUAGGCCACAAAUAAGCUUUCUUGUAGGCUCUCUUCCUAGCAGGGUACACAUUCUUCCAUAAUAUGAACAUUUUUCUCCCCCAUCUCCCAUAUUUUGUAGGUCAGCUCUAUGACAGUGAAUUUUGCACAGGAGAAAGCAGCUAUCUGAUUUCUUGCUUUCUCUCUCCUUAUCAUGGAGAAUGCAGAAACAUUGUCUCAAAGGGCUCUAAAGAAGGAACUACCAAAACCUAAUUUGAAAUGCCAUUUCUCUUGACCUUCCAAAAUUCUGAACAUUUCCUUCCGGGCAUUUUAAUAAACAUAUUUGGUUCUGGUUUUGGAAGUUUGUAAGAGAGCAUAGAACAAAAUGCAAGAAAUAAAAUAUUAGCCUUUUUUCAUUUUAUUUUUUAUGUAUGUUCAUGUUCCAUAUUCAUUUAUUUAAGAAAAGCAUUUUUAUCAGAAAACUUACAGAGCUAUACUUAUAUGGAAUUUUUAAGUAGGUAGAUGGUUAAGACAAUGUAGUGUUAUAUCUUUCAUUCUUUGAAUAAACCAUCUUUGACUCAAAUAAAAUUACACUUCCUGUUUAUUAUAACUUCAAAAGUAAUUUAUAGUUUUGAACCUGUAGUAUCUUAUUCUGUUCCCAAGGAAAGCCUGAUGACUUUAUCUGAAAACGUUCCUCUUCCCAUGACCUAAAACACUGUGUGGAAAAAUCAUUCAACUGGCAUGCCAAAUCCCUGUGAAAGGAAGGAUUGCUGCCAAAUCUACCUUUUUUGAGCAGACUGAGACUUAACCUCUUUACAAAACUGUGUUUUUUCUUGCUAAUUCUAUUUUUAUAAUUUCUUCUUUUUCCAGUUUUUCACAUGACUUUUGAUAUGUGAGCAGCAUUUAUUAUUUAUAUUAUAU